GGAUCGAUUGCGCACUCGAGACGCAGCCAACAGCCAGUGAGGUUCUCCAGCCUCUCCUCCCUCUCUCUCUCUCUCUCUCUCUCUCUCUCUCUACCGAAAGGCUAAAAGAGGAAGUGAUCAGGAUGGGAGCAGAGGAGGAGAAAGCAUGUGGGGCUGCCACUGCUGCAGUCACAGAGGGUGUGGUGGUGGAACCGACGGCCCUGUUGGACGAGUAUUGGUUCUUCCACAACGCACUCGAGAGCAGAAGAAGACCGCCGCCGCGGAUCCUCCCCCCAACUCCUCCUCCCUCGAAAGCCAAGGAAGACGUUGGCAGCUCAAUUUCGCAUCAUGAGGGUUCGAUUACGAGGAGACCGUCCGGAUUUGAUGGAAAGCCUGCUCGCAAGCUGCUCCGGGCGCCGUCGAUGCCGUCGUAUCGCACCCGACAGGAGGAAUCGAGUGACAUGGCCUGUCCCCGGAGGAAAGUAGCAGAUGGCGGUAACGCACUGGUUCGGGCUCCGUCUCUGCCGGCGUACUGUGACGACCGUGACGACGCCACCCCACGAGACGUGAGAGAUCGUUCGAGGACGACGAGGAGCUCAAAGCUUCAACAUUGUUUGAGUUCCUGCGACGAUCAACGACGUCCACAGCCUGCCUCCGGGUGCGCCACGACACCUAAUCCGAGCUUUCCAAGAUUCCGACCGCCGAGAGACUGGAAGGAGGAAGCCAGCAAUUACAAGUAUUUCGCCAGCCAAACACGCCUCUUCACUGAAGCGAGCUACAUGAGAUCUAUCCAAGGGAAGAAGUGGAGAAGCUACAGCGACCUGGAGUCCUUCGAGAUCCAAGGAUUCAAGGACCUGGGCUUCGUCUUCGACGAGGAAGCAUCGAACGCGGGCCUCGCGGACGUGAUUCCCGGCCUGCGAGAGAGGCGGAACUCCGACGACGGCCAUGGCCGCGUCCCUCGGCCGUAUCUCUCGGAAGCAUGGUUCGUGGAGAGAUCAGCACCGCCGAGGCUGGAGUGGGCGGAGAAGAGGUCUGCUACAGACAUGAAGGAGCAGCUCAGGUUCUGGGCGAGGGCAGUGGCCUGCAACGCGAAGCAGGAUCGCUGACAGGUGACCAUACGGAUCCACACCAAUGCAUGAAGAAGCUGUUCCGUUUCACCAUCUUAGCAACAAACAUAUGCUUCGGUAUACGUGACUGUGAGUGCAGUCAAGCACGUAAGUUGAGCUCCAUUGCCUAAAAAGAAGAGGAAGCGAUGGAUGCAAGGGAGGGUGAAGGAAAGCUAAACCAAGUUUAGCAUACGUAGGCACAAUAAUUGUGUUACAGCCUAAUCAAUCUCACACGCCAUCCAUUUAAAUUGUGCCUACAACUCUAUAUUUGCUGCAUUUCUGUCGUCGGAAACUGUUUUCUUAAUUGGAAAUUUUGUUUCUUUUCCAA
This is a messenger RNA of Musa acuminata AAA Group (dessert banana), 1413 nucleotides long. RefSeq lists its product as uncharacterized. The coding region runs from base 123 to 1085 and encodes 320 amino acids. The transcript has 2 exons. The record is from RefSeq and is a predicted model, not a curated record. NCBI's taxonomy places the organism in Eukaryota, Viridiplantae, Streptophyta, Magnoliopsida, Zingiberales, Musaceae.